GCAAUAACUGGUUGAUUGUAGGUGAUUGAAGCUAAAUCAGAGAUGAAGGAGAAGCCUAAAAAGGCUGAUGUCCCAGUUCAUAUUACAGCGAGCAAUGAUCCAGUUCCCAUCACGGAGGAGGCAGAAGAACUUGAUCAGAACACCUUUAGUAUUUGUAAAGAAAGAAUGAGACCUGUAAAGGCAGCACUGAAGCAAUUGGACAGACCUGAAAAGGGCCUCUCAGAAAAAGAGCAACUAGAACAUACCAGGCAGUGCCUGAUUAAAAUUGGAGACCACAUCACUGAAUGCUUGAAAGAAUACUCAAAUCCAGAACAAAUCAAACAAUGGCGAAAAAAUCUCUGGAUAUUUGUUUCAAAGUUCACAGAAUUUGACGCAAGAAAGCUACACAAGCUAUACAAACAUGCAAUCAAGAAACGACUGGAGAACUCUCGGCAUAAUGAUCAACACAGUGGUAGUCUCAACAUCCAUAAUGCCAAACACACAGAAUCUGAAAAACCCAAGGAGAAUUCUCACAAUGAUGAUAGCAGUAGGGAUAGCCAUUCAUCUGAACGACACCACUCAUCACAUUAUCAUGACCAUCACAGAGAUCGACACCAUGGGGAUUCCUCUCGAAAAGGCGAUUCCUCGAGAAAGAGACCAUAUUCCUCAUUUAGCAAUGGCAAAGACCAUCGAGACAGAGAUCAUUACAGGUCAGAUGGCAGGUACUACAGUGAAAGCAAACACAGAAAACUUGAUCACAGAAAUCGUGAACACCGGUCUGGCACGGAGGCCAGUUCAAAGGAGAGCAGAUCUCAUGUAGAUCACAGAUCCAGUUCAGAGCAUCGAUCACAUUCAGAUCACCGAUCCAGUUCAGAAUACUCAGGCCAUCACAAAUCCUCCAGGGAUUACAGAUACCACUCAGACUGGCCAGUGGACCACAGACCAUCUGGUAGUGGACCAAGGUCACCCUUGGACCAGAGGUCCCCUUAUGACUCCAGAUCACCGUUGGAACACAGAUCUCCCCUUGAGUACUCCUCUGAUCACAAAAGUACACCUGAGCACAUCUGGAACAGCCGUAAAACAUAACAGGGCAUGUGAUGCCAGGUCUUCACCCAAUGCAGCCAUAAAAACGUGAACACAGUAAAUGCCUUAUGUGACUUAAAAUGUGCAGACAAGAUCUGCUUCUCGAGCAGUGGUAUUAUUACUCCUCCUUACAGGUCUCAAGGUUGUUAUCUCAAGAAGAAAAUAUUUUUGUAAUGAGGUUAAAGCUGUACUGUGCUGCAAUCUUUGUGGCAUGUUUUGUUCCUUAUUUUUACUUUAAACAUGGAUAUGUUUACUACUGCAUUUAUUGGAAAACUGCCCCAAACACACUGGAUCAUAGUAUUCAUUCUUCUCCGAUCUGGCGGCUUCAGUCCCCUGAAUUAUGUGUUGUAGAACAACAAAUUUAAAUCCAUUUAACAAAGAUUAUGCAGGAACUUAGGAACGGAGUAAGAAUUUAGACUGUUCAAAAGGUAGAAGACUGGUUCACCUUCCAAAGUUAUUUGUAUUGAGUCUGUUUACAUUUUACACUGCGACCACAUUGCCCAUUCUCGGCAAGCUUGAAUAUUUAAAUUCUGUACUUACAACUGUAAAAUAUUUUUUGUUGAUCAAUUGUAAUGCCUUUGAAGAUAUAAUACUGUAAAUUAUUGUAAAUUUAGUGGAUUGAAUCUGAACUUUUUAUCUUCUCAGGCUUUUUUGACAACUUUCCUUUCCCCACCAACUCAGGCCUUCACAUCAUGAGUAUAAAAUCUGUGUAGUACAGUUUUUAAUGAAUUGUCAUUGAUGAAAUUGCUAUUUAGAAUGUAAAAGGGGAAAGGGAAGAUCAGUUCCAUUAUAUUUAGUCCAUUAGUGCUUUUUUUUAUUGAUAACUUGUAUUAGAAAUGUGUUUAUUUACUUUAAAAAGUCAGUGUUGUGAUUGCUGUAGUAACUAAAUAGUGCAAAAAAACUUACAGAUCCAGAUGUCAGAUUAUAGUUUCAGAUACAUUUUAUAAACGAAUAGAAACUUUCCCUCCCCUUAAGAUUAAAUCUGCAACAAGAACAAUAAAAUGAGCUGAAUUUGAUAUAACACCUUCCCUAUUCUUGUUUUCCCUAUAAAAAUGGGCAAUAAAAUGAAACAAUGUGCUAUGCAUACAAUGAAUUUUCAGUGUAUUGGUAAACUAGGGAAACUAGAUGUUGUUAUAAUGCACCCCAAUUGUAAAUAUAUACUGUAUAUUACAAAUUAAAUUUACAGAGAACUGUGUGGAUUUCUGACAUCUUUUUCACUGUGCAAGAAAAAUGUCAGAUUUGUACAAACCGACAAAUUCAUAAAAGUCUCUUCCCAUCCCCUUUGUUUUGCCAGAACGUAUCAAAGACUUUUUAAUAAAGUAAUUUUGUAACUCUCCCAUACAAAUGUGUGGUUCAAAUUGGUAAGCAUUGGCAGAUCUGCUAAAAGCUAAUACAGAUGGCAACUUAACUGUGAAAAAAUAAUUACACAAGAACUGUUGUAGAGAUGUACAUAUAAUUUUGUAUGCAAAUAUAUUCUAAUCUGAAAAAUGUGUGAUCUAUGCCAUUCAAUCUCAUCUUCCCACUCCUGAAAAAUGUGGUAAUUCAAGGAGAAAUGAUCAAUGCUGUUCUUUUACUUGAGCUCUAAAAGUAUUUUUGUAGUUCCAUAAAAUAAUUGAAUUAAUGUGUCAUUAAAGGGCUGAAUAAAUUAUAUUCUAUUGCAUACAUAACUAUGAUAUAGAAUAAAGCAUGGGAAGGCUGUACCUCAAUCAAAGGAUUGUGAUGAAGAAUUAAAUGUUGAGAGUGAA
Rhincodon typus (whale shark) is the source of this 2807-nucleotide messenger RNA. Its product is annotated as chromodomain-helicase-DNA-binding protein 1-like. Bases 43 to 1065 code for a protein of 340 amino acids. The transcript is spliced from 6 exons. NCBI's taxonomy places the organism in Eukaryota, Metazoa, Chordata, Chondrichthyes, Orectolobiformes, Rhincodontidae. The record is from RefSeq and is a predicted model, not a curated record.